Molecule: messenger RNA, 588 nt
Organism: Anolis carolinensis (green anole)
Lineage: Eukaryota; Metazoa; Chordata; Lepidosauria; Squamata; Anolidae
Product: hemoglobin subunit alpha-1-like
Exons: 3
Coding region: 65-490 (141 amino acids)
Biological process (GO): oxygen transport; hydrogen peroxide catabolic process
Cellular component (GO): haptoglobin-hemoglobin complex; hemoglobin complex; blood microparticle
Molecular function (GO): iron ion binding; oxygen carrier activity; organic acid binding
Source: RefSeq, a predicted model, not a curated record
UUCACCCAUAAAAGGGGCUCUCGGCCCUAGAGGUCCACCAGAGGAGUCUUUGCCAGGCUGCAGGAUGCUGACUGAGGACGACAAGAACCACAUCCGGGCCAUCUGGGGCCAUGUGAGCAGCAACCCAGAGCUCUAUGGGGCCGAGGCCCUGACCAGGCUCUUUGCUGCGCACCACACCACCAAGACCUACUUCCCGCACUAUGACAUGAGUCCUGGCUCGGCGCAGAUAAAGGCGCAUGGCAAGAAGGUGGUGGAGGCCAUCACGCAGGCUGUCAACAACCUGGACGACAUUGCCGGUGCCCUUGCCAAGCUGGCCGACCUCCAUGCCGAGAAGCUCCGUGUUGACCCUGUCAACUUCCCGCUCCUGGGCCACUGCCUCCUGGUGACCAUCGCCGCCCACAACCGGGGUCCCUUGAAGCCAGAGUUCAUCCUCGCCCUCGACAAGUGUUUCACCAGCAUCGGCAGGGUCCUGAUCGCCCAGUACCGCUAAAGACGAAGACCCCCAUCCCCGGCAGAGAGAGGGCCCCCUCCGGCCCACAAAGCCUCACAAAGAGAACCUAAUAAAGAAAACCCUUGACUUCUGAUGCA